Messenger RNA from Entelurus aequoreus (snake pipefish), 1240 nucleotides. RefSeq lists its product as uncharacterized. Lineage: Eukaryota; Metazoa; Chordata; Actinopteri; Syngnathiformes; Syngnathidae. The record is from RefSeq and is a predicted model, not a curated record. The annotation marks the transcript as partial. The transcript has a single exon.
GAGAGGUUGGCUCUGCUAGAGGGCCGUGUCCGCCAGUUAGAGCAGAGUAAUGUCGUAACUUUAGAUGUUGCGGACACAUCUGCUAGCGUUAGCUGUAGCGAGCUAACUAGCCCAGCUUGUAGCAGUCCUAAGCGGCCUACAAGCUACGGUGUACCGGUUGAGACGCAUAAUAGAUUUAGCUCUUUAGCUAGUCCUACACCCCAGUCUACCGGGCACCACACCUUAGUUAUAGGGGACUCCAUCACCCGAAACAUAAAGCUUAGCAAACCAGCCACAAUAAAGUGUAUCCCCGGGGCCAGAGCACCUGACAUUGAAGCUAAUCUUAGGGAGCUAACUCGCAACAGGCCUAGUAAACACGUACGACAGGCUAAUCGCACCACUAAUUAUGCGAAUAUAGUUGUACACGUUGGCUCCAAUGACACUAGAAUGAGACAGUCAGAGAUUACAAAGAGAAACAUAGCCAGGACUUGUGAUCUCGCCAGAAAGAUGUCCAGGCAUCGAGUAAUUGUCUCUGGCCCCCUGCCUGCGAGAGGCAAUGAUGAGAGAUAUAGCAGAUUAGUCUCGCUUAACAAGUGGUUGGCUAGCUACUGUAGGACGCAGGGACUAACGUUUAUUGAUAACUGGCCCUCUUUCUGGGGCAAACCAGGCUUGCUGAUGAGAGACGGCCUUCACCCUAACCAGGAAGGCGCCAUCAUCCUGUCUAGAAACAUAGACUACUAUUUAAGUCUCACUUGACUGACUACACUAGAGCAAGCCCGGUCACAGGCAAUUACAAUGUCUGUUAGUCCGGGUGAGGAGUCAGUUAAGCUAGAACUAGCCAGCGCCAGGCUGGAUAAUCCAUGUACGCAUAGCAAUUCUCUUAGAAUAAUACACAAUUCACAUAAUGUUUUUUCUGUUGUGUCUGUGUCAGAGGUGGACAUGCAUUCUACUGAGGUGGCAAAUUAUGAUAUGUCCAGUCUAUUGCAGCACCAAGCAAACAAUCGGAAAAUUCCCGUCAUAUCAAUUCCUAGAUAUGGUCGAAACUAUUUAAAGUGCACUACGCAUAAUAAACGCAACAUUGUUAAUAUUGCCACUACGGAUAAUCUUAACAAAAACUCGUCAAAACAGCCCAAUACCUAUAAUAUGGGCUUUUUAAACAUAAGAUCAUUGUCUCCCAAGGCGUUAUUGGUUAAUGAGGUCAUUAGAGACAACAAUCUUAACGUCAUUGGUCUUAGCGAAACCUGGCUCAAACCGGACGAAU